This is a messenger RNA of Schistocerca piceifrons (Central American locust), 2794 nucleotides long. RefSeq lists its product as uncharacterized. The record is from RefSeq and is a predicted model, not a curated record. Lineage: Eukaryota; Metazoa; Arthropoda; Insecta; Orthoptera; Acrididae. The transcript is spliced from 7 exons. The coding region runs from base 1 to 939 and encodes 312 amino acids.
AUGGAUUUUCGUUUCCUACAUAAAACUCUGAGUUCAAGUGAACAACAGCAUACUCAGCCUCCUCGGCCUGCAACAACAAGAAUUCAACAAGAAAUUGAUGAGGCAGUUCAGAGGGAGAGAGAACUGAAAGAAGCAAAUGGAAUUCAGACAUCUGAUGAAAAUAUUGUACAUAAGAGAUCUCAAACACCUGAUGCUGUCAACAGUUCCACAGAAGAGAGAGAGAGUGAUCCAAAUAGUUUCUCCUCUUCGAACAAUCUUUCAGAUUCACUAAAUGAUGGAGAACCCUCAGCACAAGCUGUUCCAACAAAGAGAUCUCAGUCAUCAAGUCCAUCACUUAAUAAUUCUCCAUUUGCAAGCCCAACACACAGGUUCUCAUCUGGUGGUGGACAGAAAGGAUUGAUGCAGAGGUUUUAUGCAUCACAUGGAAGGAUGAGAAUUUAUGCUGCUCCAAGGAAUACUGUACCUGUUGUUGUUUCUCCUCCUUCUGUUUCACCUGUACAUAACCAGCCUCCAAUUCAAAGGAAGAUCAUUGACAUCAAUAGUGGGAAUGAUUCACAGGAUUCAGAUGAAGACCUGGUAAAGACUCCAGUGAGAAAGGGCUACCAAUCAGCUGAAGAGAAGAUACAAGCAGAGUUACAAGAGAUGCAAAAACGUGAAGAAGAAUUGAGGUUGCUGAGAGCAAAACUAUUUGCUCAGUCACAGCCAAAUCUUUUGAGCAUUGGUAGUAUUGAGGAAGAAGAAAUUAAUCAUAUCAAUGGUGAUGGAGGGAAACAGACUUUGCAGAGUGCACAGUCUAUUCCAAACCUCUUAGAUUCUGAUGAUUCAUUGGAUGUUUCACAGGAUCCGGCUUCACAAAAGUUUCAGAAAAAUUCCCCAAGAAAAAGAAGUGCACUGAUUGCUGAGUGGGAGAGCAGGAUCCAAAAAAAUUCAGAGCAUUGAUCGUGACCUCUGAACCACCACCAAUGAAAAUGUCACAUUCCAGAAUGUGUGUGGAUACAACCAAGAAACAAUACUGCCUUUGCAAUUUUACUAGACUGCUGUGUUCCCAGUAUUGUGAAGAAAUUUGUUUUUCUUAUGUAGAGUUUCUUAAUAUUAUUGUGCAAUUAUUGUUGAAGAUUUCUGACAGGACCAGAAAUAAUAAGUAUUAUUAGGGAGGUAAUACACAAUACAUUCCACCCACAUAGGAAACAAUGUCUAAGAUAUUUUCUUAAUGGGUUUCUUUGUAAUUGUAUAAGAACUGUCAUUUUACUCUGUGUGAUGAAUUGGUUUGAAGCUGAAUAUUCUGUUAAAAUCCUUAAACUUAAUUUCAAUGCACAAAUACUCAUACCAUUUGUUCUAAUUUGGCUACUGGGAUUUCAUAAUGGCUUCCAGUCACUUUUGGUUACCAUUGGCAUGAUGCAGAAGUUGAAGUAAAAAUUUCAAUGGUAUGAGCAGUGUUGUAUCAUUCUGUGUUGAAAGCAAUCAAAACAAUUUGAUGUUCCUUGUAUUGUGUCUUGCCUAUAUGCUAAAUUUGAUGAUUGCAGUUGAUGGAAAUUCAAAUGAAAGUCUAAAGUGAUGAGUGUUAAUAAAUGUUCUAUUUAGUGUGUUCUUUUCUUGAACUUCAGUGUAACACACUCCUGAAGAAAUAUUUUCCCUUUAUUGUUCUACACACAAGGAGAUUUUGUCCUUCCUUCUCAUUAAUUUGAAUGUGCUUAAAAAUUAGAAUAUUGCUGUGUGUCAUAUGUAAUUGCAAUAGAUUAAGGGUAUACUCCUUCAUAGUAUUCCAUGACUAGAAAUGUUUUGUUGAUUAAAUUGAUGGCUGAUGAUUUAACAAAAUGUAUUUGCCAUCCUUUUGUUGUGCUGGUUGGAAGCAUCACUCGAUGGCGAAUUUAGUCUGCUAAUUUCUUAAAGAAAUACAUGAAAAUGAAACAAACUGUAGAUAAAUAAUGCAAGAAUUACAGUAAAAUUAAGAGAAACUAAUAUAUAGUAUUUUGAGACACAUAUAAUAUGGUUAUUCAAACAUGACCAAAAUGUAAUAUUGCUGGGAGUGUAACUGUACUAUCUGGAUGAUGCUUAUGCAAGAUUCAGUGUAAAGAUUGAACGUAGUUAGAACUCUGCAACUGUUAAUCAAAGUAAUGUCUGUAGAAAAGCAUGUUUGUGAAAAAGAAAACUAAGCUUCAGCAGUUUCAGAAGAGAAUUGGCGUAAGUAUCACUAGUCUGGGUGUAUGUAGAGAGGAGACUAAGAAAACAGUUGUUUGAAUUCAUUUUCCUGUUUCUUCUUUCAAGUUAUGAAGUAAUUUUGGAAUACAUAACAAAAAAUUGAUAUACAAGAAGCUGUUAAAUAUAAGUAUUAAAACUAUUGAACAAAUAGGCAUUAUAGUUAACAACAUUUUAUUGUGUAAGGGUUGUUUGUAUGUGUAAUAUGACUGUUCUGUUACAUAUUGAUGAAAUUUCCACAUCACUCGUUAUUUUCAUUGUUGAAAUUGCAGGUAAUAUCUGUUAUAUAUAAGUGUGUGUGUGUGUGUGUGUGUGUGUGUGUGUGUGUGUGUGUGUGUGUGUGUGUCAUCAAAGUAAAAAUGUGGUGUGAAAGUGACUUAAUGUACUGGUAUUUAUUUGAAUACUAUUUAUACUGUUGCAUUGUUGUGGCAUUAAACUCCCUCUCAGACUUUGUUCAAAAUAUUGAAUUUGAAGGUGCUUCUUGAAUUUUUUUGUGCUACCACCCAUGGUUAGAUCUAUUAUUAACCAACAUGUACAUAUCAAAUAUUCAUGUGGUAUGAGGUGCAUUUCUGAGAAAUGUAAGUAAUAAAUUGCUUGU